GAAUUGGAAACAAACAGUAGUGUCUGGGAAGCCCACAUGUGAAAAAAACAAGACCAUCAACUAAUUUCUUUUUCUGGAACAACCUCAAACCUCAACCCUGUCUUCUUAGCUAAAUUGCUCGCCACUCGUUUUAUGCCUCUCAAUCUUCCCCACUCUCAUCAACUCCAAACGACAACAAGCACCACACCCUCACCAACUCAAUAAGUCUUUCUCCCUCUCAUUGCUCUUUUCAUUCUCAUUCCCCGUUUCCACUUCUUCCUUCUCAACGCCCCGUCGUUCACAUGGGUUGAACCACCGCCAUUCGCUCUCAAUUAAAUGGAGUGGGACAGCAAUUCCGAUCUCAGCGGCGACGACGAUGCCGCUUCCUUCCUCCUAAACGACGACGAUGACGACGUCGUUGGACCCCUCCCUUUCCCCGUCCUCCAGACGGCGCCGUGUGGCUUCAUCGUCACCGACGCGCUCGAACCCGACCACCCUAUCAUAUACGUCAACGCCGUGUUCGAGAUGGUUACCGGUUACCGUGCCGAAGAAGUGCUCGGUCGCAAUUGCCGUUUCUUGCAAUGUCGAGGUCCAUUUGCUAAGAGAAGGCAUCCAUUGGUGGACUCAACUGUAGUUUCAGAAAUUAGAAGAUGCCUUGAGGAAGGGAUUGAAUUCCAAGGUGAGUUGCUGAACUUUCGGAAAGAUGGAUCUCCACUUAUGAACAGAUUGCGGCUGACACCUAUAUUUGGAGAUGAUGAGAUAACUCAUGUCAUUGGAAUCCAGUUCUUCACGGAGGCAAACAUUGAUCUUGGUCCUGUUCCGGGUUCUACAAUUAAGGAAUCUACUAAAUCAUCAGAUCGGUUUCAUUCUGUGCUUUCGUCAUUGCAUCCUCUUCCAGUGGGGGACCGUAAUGUUGCUCGUGGAGUUUGUGGGAUAUUGCAGUUGAGUGAUGAGGUAUUGUCUCUCAAGAUACUUGCUCGGUUAACUCCAAGAGAUAUUGCAUCAGUUGGUUCUGUUUGUAGGCGAUUGUAUGAGCUAACAAAAAAUGAGGACCUUUGGAGAAUGGUGUGCCAGAAUGCAUGGGGCAGUGAGACUACACGUGUUUUAGAGACUGUGCCUGGUGCAAGGAGACUUGGAUGGGGUCGUCUGGCAAGGGAACUGACCACUCUUGAAGCAGCAGCAUGGAGGAAACUAACUGUUGGAGGUGCUGUUGAACCUUCACGCUGUAAUUUUAGUGCCUGUGCAGUUGGUAAUAGAGUUGUCCUUUUUGGUGGUGAAGGGGUUAACAUGCAACCUAUGAAUGACACCUUUGUAUUGGAUCUCAAUUCUAGUAAUCCUGAGUGGCAACAUGUCCAAGUGAGUUCUCCUCCCCCUGGCCGGUGGGGCCACACUCUUUCUUGUGUUAAUGGUUCACGUUUAGUUGUAUUUGGAGGCUGUGGAAGGCAGGGCUUGCUCAAUGAUGUGUUUGUUUUGGACCUGGAUGCAAAGCCUCCAACUUGGCGUGAAAUUUCUGGAUUGGCACCUCCACUUCCAAGAUCUUGGCAUAGCUCGUGUACUCUUGAUGGUACCAAGUUGAUAGUCUCUGGGGGCUGUGCUGAUUCUGGAGUACUCUUGAGUGAUACUUUCCUCCUUGAUUUGUCGAUGGAGAAACCUGUGUGGAGAGAGAUACCAGUGGCAUGGACUCCACCUUCACGGCUGGGUCACACACUAUCUGUUUAUGGUGGUAGGAAAAUACUGAUGUUUGGGGGUCUGGCCAAGAGUGGGCCCCUGCGUUUCCGCUCCAGCGAUGUAUUCACAAUGGAUUUAAGUGAGGAGGAGCCUUGCUGGAGAUGUGUAACAGGGAGUGGAAUGCCCGGUGCUGGAAAUCCUGGAGGCAUAGCCCCUCCUCCUAGACUUGAUCAUGUGGCUGUUAGCCUUCCAGGUGGGAGAAUUCUAAUAUUUGGUGGGUCUGUUGCAGGCCUUCAUUCUGCCUCCCAGCUUUACAUACUAGAUCCAACUGAUGAGAAGCCUACAUGGAGAAUCCUCAAUGUACCUGGGCACCCUCCGAGAUUUGCUUGGGGACAUAGUACGUGUGUUGUUGGAGGGACAAGAGCUAUUGUACUGGGUGGUCAAACAGGGGAGGAAUGGAUGCUAAGUGAGCUCCAUGAACUUUCCUUGGCAAGUUCAGUCAUCUAGAUCCAGUGAAUAAACUGCAUGCGGUAGUGAGGGGAAUGGUAAAAUUGUGAAAAUCAUUGUAAGCUGAAUUGGCGGCAACGGUUGUGUUGGUCACUGAUACCUCUUGACAAGCAUUGCUCUGGUCAGAACGUUUGUGUAUUAAGUUGUUUCUACAAUGCAUUUUAUUGUAUGGUUGGUUCUGGCUGGAGGAGAACUUUCCAAUGAGUGACACCAUACCAUGUUUGGUUUUUUUGAGGUUGUGUGAGACUUUGCCCUUCAGUAUGCACAAUGAAUUAUUCUUCCUGAAUAGAUUAUUAGUGUCUGAUAACAAGUAGGUAAUAUAUUAGGGUAGUUCAUCACUUGAUUACCCCACGUGUUGUUUUGUUCAAAUCAUGUAAUUUGAGCCAUGACAAAUGAUAGAAAAAAGAAAAUGCCAUGUUCAUAGUAACGUAAUUAGGUCUAUUGUAUGUAAUGGAAGUCUCUACUUCUGUUUUUAUGCUUCUGAACACGAGUCAGCUGACAUGGUCAUAAUUGGUUGUACUGGUUUGUGCCACUGCAAACAGGUGUAUAAGGUAGGGAACCCUGCAGUUUGUACAUAUUUUCCUUAAUAUUGUGAUAAUAUGGAGUAUGUCAACAUUUGUAUGGUUUAUUAU
This is a messenger RNA of Abrus precatorius (Indian licorice), 2786 nucleotides long. RefSeq names its product adagio protein 1-like. Gene Ontology annotation, cellular component: nucleus; SCF ubiquitin ligase complex; cytosol. Gene Ontology annotation, molecular function: protein binding. Lineage: Eukaryota; Viridiplantae; Streptophyta; Magnoliopsida; Fabales; Fabaceae. Gene Ontology annotation, biological process: response to blue light; circadian rhythm. The record is from RefSeq and is a predicted model, not a curated record. Bases 316 to 2154 code for a protein of 612 amino acids. The transcript has 2 exons.